Messenger RNA from Prorocentrum cordatum, 648 nucleotides. The record is from the annotation of a GenBank genome assembly. NCBI's taxonomy places the organism in Eukaryota, Dinophyceae, Prorocentrales, Prorocentraceae.
GUGUCCGACCUCUCAGUGCACCUCGCAGAGACCAGGAAGCGCGAGAGGCGCUGGCUCGGCAUCGCGCGGCAGCAGCGGCUCUACUUCAUGCAGAGCGAGCACUUCCAGCAGCAGGACGACGCCGGCGCCCUCAAGAGGCACCCAGCGGGCGAGGUGUUCCUGGCGCCUGCCCCGCUGCCGCUCGACGAGGACGAGCUCGCGCAGAUGAUGCCGCGGCGCGACCAAGUUGCCCAGUCAUACUGCGACCCGUACAGCAUCGACUCGUGGCCAUUUGAGCCCAACUCGCUGGCGGCCCGCAACAACCAUGAGCCGCAGCUGCAGGAGUGGGCGGAGGGCGCCGCGGGCGAGGAGGAGCUCGGCUCCGAGUCCGAGCCCUACGACGACGACGGCGCCGGCUCCGACCCAGACAUGCCCCCUGGCUACUUGCACGCCGACUUCGGGGACGUCGGCAUAGACGACGGCGACGAUUCGCUCGAGGGGGUGGAGGACCAGAGCCGGGAGAGGCCGCGUGGCCUGGGCCCGCGGCGGCGGGCGACAGGCAGGUCUCCAAGGGCUCCCGCGGGCUCGCCGCGGACGUGCUGCCACCCGCAGGCGCCCCGCCCGACUCGGCCCGCAGCCUGCAAAUGGCAGGGGGUCCCGAGGUUUUGA